AGGAAUUAUCAGAGCAUCCAAUAUCUCGCCAGCUUACAAAACAACAAUUAAUGAGCGUUAAAGAAAUGUCUACCUCUGGCUCAUGCCCUCAGGAAAUUAUAUCAACCCUCCAUCAAAAUGAUCUAUCAAUAUUAGCGAUAAGUAAAGACAUUUAUAAUGCAC
Molecule: messenger RNA, 162 nt
Organism: Racocetra persica
Lineage: Eukaryota; Fungi; Glomeromycota; Glomeromycetes; Diversisporales; Gigasporaceae
Source: the annotation of a GenBank genome assembly